Rhopalosiphum maidis (corn leaf aphid) is the source of this 3235-nucleotide messenger RNA. RefSeq lists its product as uncharacterized. The record is from RefSeq and is a predicted model, not a curated record. NCBI's taxonomy places the organism in Eukaryota, Metazoa, Arthropoda, Insecta, Hemiptera, Aphididae. The transcript has 10 exons. Bases 107 to 3235 code for a protein of 1042 amino acids. Gene Ontology annotation, molecular function: UDP-glycosyltransferase activity.
GCCUAUACCUAUAUAAAAAAAACUUAAAUUUUUCUCACCAUUAAUCGUACUAUAAUAAUAUUAUAUUAUUAAUUUUAAACUACGUUUUUGAAUUUUUAUAUUUAAAAUGUUGCCAAACAUAUUUCUUUGUACAAUUUUGUGUGCUGUAAUCGCCAUCACAAGAGCUUCGAAUAUUUUAGUGUUUAUGCCGAUGCCGUUUAAAAGCCAUAUUCAUGGAUUUCAACCGUUGUUUGAAGAGUUGACUCACAGAGGACACAACGUAACCAUAGUCAGUUCAUUUCCUCAAAAUCGCCAGAUUGCCAACUACACAGACAUUGGACCAUUUUUUAUCAAAGAACCUGAAAGAAAUGUUAUGGAUAUAAUGAACACGAACUUUGUGACGUCGGUUUUGUCGGUAUGGGACCUUGGCUUAGAAUUGUCCAAAGUCUUGACACAUAAAUCAAUGGUGGACUUCCUCCGAACAAAUUCUGACUCGUUCGAUUUAAUUAUAAUAGAAUCGUGUUGUCAAGAAUAUACUGUGGCCUUGGGCCAUAAAUUCAACGCCCCUGUUAUUAAUAUGGUGCCUGCCAUGAUGUGGAGCAGUGUUAGCAAAUGGCUGCACAUCCCUUCCACGUUCUCUUACAUACCGAACACCCUUUUGGGAACAACGAGCGAUAUGAGUUUCACUCAACGAUUAAAAAACACCAUUACUGGGAUGAUGCAACUGUAUGUAGAAAAUUAUUUGUAUUUACCUAAAAUGAAAGAAAUAAUGGAUACACACUUCAUAUACAAAGGAUGGGAAUCUAGGCCUUCACUUGAAGAUAUGUUGAAUAAUGUAUCCUUAACACUAGUCAACGCUCAUUAUGCGAUCGGUGUAUCCAGACCAUAUCUUCCUGGUGUUAUUGAUGUAGGUGGUAUGCAUAUCAAAGAGUCCAAAUCUCUGUCUGGUGAUCUUCAAACUUUUGUAGAUUCAGCAGAGCAUGGAGUAAUUUAUUUCAGUUUUGGCUCGGUGAUUAACUUAAAUCACCUACCUCGAGAAAAAUUGAAUAUCUUUCUUGGCGCAAUUGAAAAAUUAAAACAAAAAGUAAUACUAAAAUGGGUACCAAAUUCUACAGUUAAAUUAUCUCAAAAUGUUAUGACUGGUUCGUGGUUUCCUCAAAGUGAUAUUUUAGCUCAUCCAAACGUCAAACUUUUCAUUACUCACGGAGGACUACAUAGCUUAGAAGAAACCGUUUAUUACGCAAAACCUAUAGUUGCUGUACCAUUUUUUGCUGAUCAGUUUUUAAACAUGAAAUUUGUAGAGAGAAAGGGUUAUGGUAAAGUAGUAGAUUUUUUAAAAAUGACUGAAGAAUCGUUUGUAAAUUCCAUCAAAGAAGUAUUGUCAAAUCCAACGUUUAAAAAGAAUGUAGACAUCCAGAGUAGCAUCUACAGAGAUGAGCCUAUGAAACCUUUAGAUCGAGCUGUCUACUGGAUCGAGUAUGUUAUUCAGAAUGGAGGAGCUGGACAUCUAAAAAGUGACUCAAUAGGGUUAAAUGAUGUACAGUAUUUUUUGUUUGACGUAUUAUUUAUAUUACUGAUACCAAUUAUAUGUUUAAUUUGGUCAUGUUAUUUUAUUGUAGUGAAAAUUACUCAUUUUUUGAAACAAAUAGCAGAUCAACAAAAAAAACAGUCUGAAAUUAUUCACAUAAAGCUAGUUAAAAUGAAAAAUUAUAAUUUUAUCAUAUGGAUUUUUAAAUUUCUUACCUUAAUCACUGCUGCACAAAGUGCUAAUAUACUUGUUUUUGCACCAAUGCCGUUUAAAAGUCACUUUAGUGGAUUUCAACCAUUAUUCAUAGAACUUGUUAAUAGAGGACAUAAUCUUACAGUAGUUAGCAUGUUUCCAAUGAAGACACCGUUGGCAAACUACACAGACAUUCCAAUUCCAGUAGAUGAAAGUAUUUUAAAAGGUAUCGAUCCAAUGGAGUUGGCUAGUCAUGGUUUUUUAACAGUAAUACCUGGUAUGUGGUAUAUGUCUACAUUUAUAGCUCCAAAAAUAGUUUCCAAACCAGAAAUGCAAAAUUUCAUUCUAUCCGAGGAUUACACAUUUGAUCUAGUAAUGGUUUUCUCAUUUUGCCAAGAAUACACAAUCACACUAGGCCAUAAAUACAAAGCACCAGUUAUUAAUUUAGGCGUUUCGAUGUUGUGGCCAUCCAAUAGUAAAUGGAUUGGUGAACCAUCUACAUUUUCAUACAUACUUGAUCAACGAACCAGAGUAACAGAUCAAAUGUCGUUCUAUGAACGGUUCAAAAACACUGUCAUUGGAAUGUAUCAAUUAUUUUUGGAAGAUCUUUAUUAUUUACCUUUUCACAAAAAUAUCAUGAAUAAAUACUUUAAGUAUAAAGGUUAUGAAUCUAGGCCUUGCAUUGAAGAUAUGUUGAGAAACGUGUCAGUGUCAUUAAUCAAUUCGCAUUACAGUAUUGGUGUGACAAGACCCUAUCUGCCUGGUACAAUUGAAAUUGCAGGACUUCAUGUGAACGAACCAAAACCAUUAACCGGAAAAUUUUUGGAGUUCGUUGAAUCAGCGGAGAACGGAGUUAUAUAUUUUAGUUUUGGUACUAUUGUGGAUCCAUCAAAGUUACCAAAUUCAACUAUAGAAAUUUUCAUAAACGUUUUAAAGAAAGUGAAACAAAAAGUAAUGUGGAAGUGGAAUUCAAAAAAUCUGCCACAAUUGCCCAGUCAUAUUAUGGUUAGCGAUUGGUUCCCGCAACCCGAUAUUUUGGGUCACCCAAAUGUUCGUCUAUUCAUCACACACGGUGGUGUACACAGCCUCGAAGAAGCUACCUAUAACGCGUUGCCAAUUGUUGGCAUUCCUUUCUUUGGCGACCAACACAUGAACAUGAAAUUAGCUGAACGCAAUGGCAUCGGGAAAAUGGUAGAUCAUGUUGAUUUGAAUGAAAAAUCCAUGUUAUCUGCCAUAAAUGAAGUUCUUAUAAACCCAAAAUUCAAAGAAAACUCGAAGAUACGAAGUGAAAUAUUUAAAGAUAUCCAUCCAAGACCAAUGGACCGGGCGAUAUAUUGGAUUGAAUAUGUUCUCCGUCAUGGCGGGGCUAAUUACCUUACGAGUAGUAGUGUUGAAUUAAAUUUCAAUCAAUAUUUCCUAGUAGACGUUUGUUUUGUAAUUAUUAGCACAACUGCUAUAGGUAUAUUUUUAAUAGUAAUGAUGAUUAAAUAUAUUUUUAAAACUAAAAAUAUCAAUUCUUCUAAGAAAAAAAAAUAA